This is a messenger RNA of Pteropus alecto (black flying fox), 3669 nucleotides long. RefSeq names its product terminal nucleotidyltransferase 4A (gene TENT4A). The coding region runs from base 35 to 1654 and encodes 539 amino acids. The transcript has 12 exons. Gene Ontology annotation, biological process: RNA 3'-end processing. NCBI's taxonomy places the organism in Eukaryota, Metazoa, Chordata, Mammalia, Chiroptera, Pteropodidae. Gene Ontology annotation, molecular function: poly(A) RNA polymerase activity; mRNA binding. Gene Ontology annotation, cellular component: nucleolus; TRAMP complex. The record is from RefSeq and is a predicted model, not a curated record.
GCUCCACGAGGAAAUCAUCGACUUUUACAACUUCAUGUCCCCUUGUCCUGAAGAAGCGGCCAUGAGGAGAGAGGUGGUGGGACGGAUCGAGACUGUGGUCAAGGACCUCUGGCCCGCGGCCGAUGUGCAGAUAUUUGGCAGCUUUAGUACUGGUCUCUAUCUUCCCACUAGUGACAUCGACUUAGUGGUCUUUGGAAAAUGGGAGCGGCCUCCUCUCCAGCUGUUGGAGCAGGCCCUGCGGAAGCACAACGUGGCCGAGCCGGGCUCCAUCAAAGUCCUGGACAAAGCUACCGUACCAAUAAUAAAACUCACAGACCAGGAGACUGAAGUUAAAGUUGACAUCAGCUUCAACAUGGAGACUGGUGUCCGGGCAGCGGAGUUCAUCAAGAAUUAUAUGAAGAAGUAUUCAUUGCUGCCUUACCUGAUUUUAGUGUUGAAACAGUUCCUCCUGCAGAGGGACCUGAACGAAGUUUUUACCGGUGGAAUCAGCUCGUACAGCCUCAUUUUAAUGGCCAUCAGCUUUCUGCAGUUGCAUCCGAGAAUCGAUGCCCGGAGAGCUGACGAAAACCUUGGAAUGCUUCUCGUAGAAUUUUUUGAACUCUAUGGAAGAAAUUUUAAUUACUUGAAAACUGGUAUUAGAAUUAAAGAAGGAGGUGCCUAUAUUGCCAAAGAAGAGAUCAUGAAAGCCAUGACCAGCGGGUACAGACCGUCGAUGCUGUGCAUUGAGGACCCCCUGCUGCCUGGGAAUGACGUCGGCCGAAGCUCCUAUGGGGCCAUGCAGGUGAAGCAGGUGUUUGACUACGCCUACAUCGUGCUCAGUCACGCUGUGUCGCCACUUGCGAGAUCCUAUCCAAACAGAGACUCUGAAAGUACCUUAGGAAGAAUCGUCAAGGUAACUCAGGAAGUGAUCGACUACCGGAGGUGGAUCAAGGAGAAAUGGGGCGGCAAGGCCCACCCAGCGCCGGACCCGGACAACAGAGUUAAGAUCAAAGAGCGAGUGAGCACGUGCGACGGGGAGCAGCCCCCGCGCCGAGACCCGGAGCCGCCCUACAGCCAGCGCCUGCCCCUGUCCCUGCCCAGCCCCCAGCUCCUGUCCUCGGGCUCCUCCGCGUCUUCCGUGUCUUCGCUUUCCGGGAGUGACAUCGAUUCCGACACGCCGCCCUGCACCGCGCCCGGCGUCUACCAGUUCAGUCUGCAGGCGCCCACGCCCCUGCUGGCCAGCCUGCCCGCCGCCUUGCCCCUGCCGGCCGGCAAACCGCAAUCCACUGCUUCUAGAACGUUGGUCAUGACGACGAACACUCAGACCAGGUUCACUAUGCCUCCGCCAGCCCUGGGGGUGGCCCCCGUGCCCUGCAGACAGGUUGGCGUCGAGGGGACUCCAGCGCUGAAGGCCGUGCACCACCUGUCUUCCCCGGCCGUGUCGCCCAACCCACUCUCCAGCCCUCACCUGUAUCACAAGCAGCACAGUGGCAUGAAGCUGUCCAUGAAAGGCUCUCACAGCCACAGCCAGGGUGGCAGCUACAGCUCUGUGGGCGGCGGAGGCGUGCGGCCCCCCGUGGGUAACCGGGGACAUCACCAGUAUAACCGCACCGGCUGGAGGAGGAAAAAACACACCCACACGAGGGACAGCCUGCCCGUCAGCCUCAGCAGGUAAUAGCGCGCGCGGGCGCCUCCCGCCCCCCACCCUCACAGACUGCGCCGUGGCCUCGGCCUGGCCGGGAACUGAGACCAGCAUCCAGCACGUCAGCCCGGGCUCUUGGAACGCCCGCCGCUGAUCACUCUGCAUGUCCCUCGUGUGGUGGUCACGUCCAUCGUAAAGAACACUCCUCGUGCGCAUCUGUGAAGCCUUACUCAACGCGGACGCUGCUUUCUGCCUUCCCAGGAGUUUUCCAGAAGCAGGUCUGGACCUGGAGCUGCAGGGAGUGACGUCGGCCUGGGCGUUGGUUUCUCGUAGCCGAAUCUGUCCCUUCGGUGGGGUAUUUUCAUUUCUGUUUGUCAGCCACAGAGAUCAGCCCGUCCUCGGCCGCUGCACAGCGGGGACGACAGGCGGUCACCCUCGUCUUACUGCCCUUGUAUUUUGUUUCAAAUUUCAGAACUGUUUUUUAUGUAAAUAUUGAAAACUUAUGAUUUGUGCAAUAACUCAGAUAUUUUUUAUUUAAUUUCAUAUUUUCACAUAAGUUAUAUUUAAAGGAGGAGGGAAUUUUUUUAAACAAGCUUAGGUCCUUUCCCGAGUUGCAUUUUCUAAGUUGGGUUCAUCGUGUCGCUGGUUGUCGGAGGAGCACUGUGGCAGACCGCACAGGGGCACGAGGGGCAUGGCUUUGCCUCCCACCAUCCUGGGCUGUGGCGGGGGACCGCUCCGUCCGUGGCCCAGGAGCCCAGUGGCUCCCCUGCCUUCUGACAAGCGGCCGGCCGGCUCUGCUGUCGCUGGUCUGUCAUCUCUGGCCACGGAGUUUUAACAUUUUGGUUUUGGUUCUUUUAAAGUAGACAACAAAUCCAGCAUUUAAAGUGCCAGAGUAUAACUUUCCAAGGGAAGAAGACGUGGUCACAUCAUAAAACCUUUUAAAAAAAAAGCAACGUGAACUUCUAAAUGCUUCCGUCAGUUUCAGUUAAGUAGCUCGUGACGAGGGGUCUGGUGAGUGUCGUCACGGACGAUGGUGCCCAGUUUUAGGAAUGUGGAGGAAGGAAUUGCGUUGAUUCCUGUGCGGAAUCUCUAGCCAUGUGCAUCCGUUCUGUUCAGAGCAAACCUAGGGGAAGCCUGCCCCUGCGAGGUGCGCUGAUAGCCCCAGGGGCGGCUGUCGCCGGCUGGGGGCACACGCGCGUGCCGUGCAGGUGUGCUCUGCCGGAAACACCUCUGUCUGCGUUGCCUUUUUUUUGAACAAGACUGUAUCCAUCCUGCCUAACCUGAGUGUUCAGAGCACCACGGUUGCCCUGGGAGUUAGCUGCAUCUCACGGGUCAUCUGCUGCCCCGCCCGUAAGCGGGGUCUGCCCCUGGUGGCACUGCAGGCAGCUUGGCCUCUAGGUCCGCUAGUGGAGAGUGUCGAGACGAGAAACUUGCAGUGGUGAUGCCUGGCCGACGGGCGGACGGGGGCGUUUUCGAGCGAGGCCCGAGUGUGAUGGCGGGGACGCGCUUUCAAGUGCCUCCGGCCUGGCUUUCCUUUUAAGCAGGACUGGCCCACGUUAGUUAGCACUGAGGGCUGCCAGCCGCCACCGCAGGUCCCCUGGGGGCAUUCCAGAAUAGAGUAGCACAUUCUGUCUGCAGUUCUUAUUGAUCGAAAGUUAUCAAAAAUAUUUAAAGAUAUUUAAAUUGUGAACCUAUUGAUAAAAACAUAUUUAUAAAAACUGAUACAUAGGCCUGUACUAAUCUUCACGCAUUAGCAAUACUGACUGUGACCCUGCAUCCAGGACACUGCUGCGGGGACCGUGGCGAGUGUCCCGUGGGUGUCCGUUUUAAAGCUCGAUUCACACGCACAGGCGCCGUGCCCCGCCCCGCCGUGGCGCACCGAAUGAAUUGGCCUGGCUGCCACUGUGGUCACACGCCCCCGGCGUGGCAGAGAAGCAUCAUGUUUCGAUUUUGUUUUGUGUGUGGACAACAAUGUGGAAGCUAAAAUUGACAUAUUUUUAUGUAAAGUUUUUCUAUUCUUUGAUUUUUAAUAAACUUUGGAAACCAGG